CACGCAGAACACACACUCUCUCUCUCAUUGCGCGGGGAAAUUAUUGAUGACACGAUUAACUUAUCAUCGUCCUGGAAUUUGGAACCAUAUCAGCAUCACUGUUAUGGUGCUUCAGACGCCCACAAAUGGCGUCCUCUUUCUUAAUGGUUGUACAGCACACCCACUCUUUCUCCUCCAACUCUCUCUGUAAGUUCUCACUUCUCGCCCUUUGUUUACCGCGUUUUCCCACUUUCUCUACUCCCAAACACACACUUUGUUUACUUAGAGUUGGAGAGGGAGUUGUAGGAGAACUUUCAACCACUAGCAGAGACCGUAGACUUUCCAAUUCCAUGAUUCAGAAGCUAAACAAAAAUGGGUCUCGUCAUUUAGGGAAUGGAAAUGAAAUACUCGUUAAGAAAUGUGCGGAAGACCUUGUUUAUUUAGAGGUGGAGGAGAGAGAUGGGAAACGGCUUGAGAGGGAUAAAAACGCUAGGAAUAGGAAUGGCUCCGGCUCUGCUAAUGGAAUGAAAAUGGGUGCUGGGGUUUCUUUCCUUAAGUCUAGAAGUGACAGUGGUUCCACAAAAGUUUCUAGGGGCGCAGGGGAUGGUAGGAAGAUUAAGGACAAGAGCAAGCGAAAUCAGGUAUUAGAGGAGAAGGGGAAAUUUUCUGAAGAGAGGAACGAUAUCCCAUUUAGAGAAAACUUGGAUAUGUUCUCGAAGACAGGGGAUAUUGCGGGCGCUAUUGAAUUGUAUGAAUGGGCUCAAAGGGAAGGAAUUAAGCUGGAGCAAUAUCAUUAUGCUGUGAUUUUGUAUCUUUGUUCCUCAGCGGCUUUGGGUGUAAUCCAGCCCGCAAAAAUUGGUAGAGAUAAUCGAACUUCAAGUUCACUAACUUCAUCUAAUAUGGGUUCUUUCCAAAAUCCCAUUAUACUGGAUGAACAACAUUCCUCCAAGAUUAGUUCUGUUUCAAAGAGUGAAAGUUAUGAAAGGACAGAAACGAAUGCCAAAAAUGAUGGAAGUAAGGAGAAUAUAGUUCAUACAAAUAGAUCUAUGGUGUCCAAAGCUCGGAUUAUUGAUGAGAAGAGCUAUUCAAAUAUUUUGGUAGAUGAGGAUUUUAAAAAAUAUGCUGUCGAGAAAGGAUUCGAGAUCUAUGAGAAGAUGUGCACAGAAAAGAUCCCAAUGAAUGAAGCAACCUUGACAUCUGUGGCCCGAAUGGCAAUGUCCAUGGGCGAUGGUGAUAUUGCUUUUGAUAUGGUGAAGAAGAUGAAGCCAUUAGGAAUUAAUCCUAGACUGCGGUCUUAUGGCCCUGCCCUUUCUGCUUUCUGCAAUAAUGGGGAAAUAGAUAAAGCAUUUGAAGUUGAGAAGCACAUGUUGGAGCAUGGUGUGUAUCCAGAAGAGCCUGAGUUGGCAGCACUUCUAAAAGUUAGUAUAAACGCGAGUAACGCUGAGAAGGUGUAUUAUUUAUUGGAUAAACUGAGAACAAGUGUAAGACAAGUCUCACCCUCUACCGCAGAUCUUAUCAGUACCUGGUUCAAGAGCAAAGUUGCUACAAGAGUGGGGAAAGUAAAAUUGGAUAGAACAAAAAUAAAGGAAGCAAUGGAAAAUUGUGGUGGAGGUUGGCAUGGAUUGGGAUGGUUGGGAAGGGGAAAGUGGAGUGUAUCAUCUACAAAUGUUGGAAAGGAUGGUUUGUGUACAUCCUGUGGGGAAAGGUUAGCAACAAUUGAUCUUGACCCUAUUGAAACUGAGAAUUUUGCUAAAUCUGUUGCAGCUAUAGCCACACAAAGAGAGAAAAACUCAAAUUUUCAGAAAUUUCAAGAAUGGCUUGAAUAUUAUGGACCAUUUGAAGCAGUGAUUGAUGCUGCUAAUGUAGGCCUAUUUAGCCAAAGAAGAUUCACACCAUCUAAAGUCAAUUUAAUUGCCAACGGGAUACGGCCGUUGCUUCCUUCAAAGAAGCGGCCUCUGAUUGUAUUGCACAACAGGCGAAUUACUGGACGUAAGAUGGAUGAACCAGUAAAUAAAGCAUUGAUUGAGAAGUGGAAAAAUGCUGAUGCACUGUAUGCAACGCCCACUGGAUCAAACGAUGAUUGGUACUGGUUGUAUGCAGCAAUCAAAUUCAAUUGCCUAAUUGUGACGAAUGAUGAGAUGAGAGAUCAUACGUUCCAACUUCUUGGAAAUGAUUUCUUCCGUCGAUGGAAAGAAAGGCAUCAAGUGCACUUUAGUUUCUCCGCUACCGGUCCAGUGUUUCACAUGCCUUCACCCUGUUCUGUCGUAAUCCAGGAAUCAGAGAAUGGCCAUUGGCAUGUGCCCCUUGCUUCUGAGCAUGGUUAUGAAGAAGAUAGAAAAUGGCUAUGUAUUACAAGAGGGAAUUCACAAGCACGCAUGUUGAGGCGAGAGUCUCCCCUCAAAGUUGAAGAACCAGAACCGCAGCCUCUUCCUCUCAGCAAAGGAAGUUUGGGAACUCCGGCCGACGUCGAAAUCAAGAAACAACCCUCAAGCCAAGUCAGAAAUUCUUCACGUGAAAAUUACAGAAGUCUCGAACAAAUAUUUUCUACAACUGUGUUCUUGAACAAAUGCAACUUACUAUCAGAAAUAGAAGCCGCAGAGAAGCUUGGAGGCUGCACUAUAGACUUCCAAAUAUGAAAGGAAAAAAAAUAGGAUUUCUUCCAUUGUUGUCCACUAUACCAAUUUUUCCUUUUCCUUUUCCAUUUCCAAUCUCAAUGCUGUAACUGUAACUCGGAUAUUCUUCAUCUAACAUAUCAAUGAGUAGUGAAAAGAAAGGGGAAAAGGUUGAUCAUAA
Messenger RNA from Cucurbita pepo subsp. pepo (vegetable marrow), 2772 nucleotides. RefSeq names its product proteinaceous RNase P 1, chloroplastic/mitochondrial. Gene Ontology annotation, biological process: tRNA 5'-leader removal. NCBI's taxonomy places the organism in Eukaryota, Viridiplantae, Streptophyta, Magnoliopsida, Cucurbitales, Cucurbitaceae. The record is from RefSeq and is a predicted model, not a curated record. Gene Ontology annotation, molecular function: protein binding; ribonuclease P activity.